AUGUCGACCGGCGAAGAGUGGACCGCCGACGCCAACGACGCAGUCACCAUCUCCUUGGUGCAGCCCACCGAGUCCGGCCCCAAGAAGAUCGAGUCCUUCAACCCCAAGUUCACCUACGCCAUCUUCGGCGAGGAGGAGCGCAUUUUCGGAUACAAGGGUCUCCGGGUCAACCUCUCCUACAAUGCCAGUGACAUGCGCCCGAACCUGGCCGUGUCGUCGGCCAGGAAAUUCCAGACUGUCAGCGAGGUGCAGGCUGACGAUGUCGUCGGCACUCUGAAGGAGUUCCUCCCCGAAGUCGCCUUCCAGAAGAAGUCCGACUACGAUCUCGCCCUCAAGCAGACACCCAAGGACUGGACCCCGCCGGGCGAGCUCAUUGAGACCAUACAACGCGAUGGCGACACAUACGAAGUCUGGAAGGGCAGCCUGGCGGAUGCUGCCGUCAAGCAGCUGGUGAAUCGCAUUCAGAUCCUCGUCCUCUUCUUCAUCGAGGGAGGCUCGUACGUCGGGCAGGACCCCGAAGGCCAGGACGAGCCGGACUAUUCGCUGGCCAGGUGGUCCGUCUACUUCCUCUACAAGAAGCAGUCUGCGGCAGAGGGUCAAUCCCAGUACAUCUUCCAAGGCUACUCGACAGUCUACCACUUCUGGCUGUUUGAGCCUCUGACGCCCCCUGCGUCGCCCACCAACAAACCCAUCGAGCCCAAGGUGGACGACACCUGGGAGCUCCCCCAAGAGGACUUGCCCUACAAGCAGAUGUCCCACCGCUCGAGGAUAUCACAGUUCGUCAUCCUUCCUCCCUUCCAGGGCAGGGGUGCUGGUGCCAUGCUGUACAACACCAUCUUCCAACUCCAGUCCAAAGAUGCAGCUACAAAAGAAGUCACAGUCGAAGAUCCCAACGAGGCCUUUGACCUCCUGCGUGACCUUUGUGACAUGAAGUACUUGCGCAAGAACGUCCCCGAGUUUGCCGAGCUUUCCAUCACCCCGGAUAUUUCCGUCCCGCAGAAGGGCGGAAUUCUACACCACAACCUCCAGAUUACACACGCCAACAGUGCCACUUCGGCCAAGAGUAUCCUCGAUAUCGAUGCUCUCGAAGCCCUCCGAGUACGCACCAAGAUCGCGCCGCGCCAGUUCUCCCGUCUGGUGGAGAUGCAUCUCAUGUCUAAACUGCCCCUCUCCGUGCGCCCCCUACCUGACACCUCGGAUAUGGGCCCGCCGAAAGGAAAGCCCUCGGCGGCCGACCAGACCAUGUACACCCUGUGGCGCUUGAUUUUGAAGCAACGGCUUUACCGCCGCAACGCCACCAUCCUAGGUGAGUUCGAGGUGACAGAGCGCAUCAUCAAGCUCAACGAGACCCUGGAGAACGUCGAGUGGGAGUACGCCCGUAUCCUGGAGCGGCUGGAUGCGCCUCGACCCGGCGCCCUGGAGAACGGCGACGCCGUGGCAAGCGGGAAGAGAAAACUGGAGGACGAGACCAAUGGCGCGGGCGGCAGCAGCAAGAAGGCGAGAGUGGAGGAUGCCUGA
This is a messenger RNA of Neoarthrinium moseri, 1518 nucleotides long. RefSeq lists its product as uncharacterized. Gene Ontology annotation, cellular component: nucleus. Gene Ontology annotation, molecular function: histone binding; histone H4 acetyltransferase activity. Gene Ontology annotation, biological process: subtelomeric heterochromatin formation. The transcript has 3 exons. Lineage: Eukaryota; Fungi; Ascomycota; Sordariomycetes; Amphisphaeriales; Apiosporaceae. The coding region runs from base 1 to 1518 and encodes 505 amino acids. The record is from RefSeq and is a predicted model, not a curated record.